AUUAUUUAACUCAAAUUCGGAACGAAAAUAUGCAGAAAAUGUGACGCGAACAAAGCUGUGAUGAAAAAACAUAAAAAGUGUUAGGGAAAUCAGGUUUUUAAUGGCUAAAUAACGUUUUUCUCGAUGCCCAGCCAGAUUUUCUACGCUUGUGUGUGUGUGUGCGUGUGUUUAAGGGUACCAAAUUUGCAGCCCGAAAAAAAGUUGAGGAAGAAAAUUCAUUUUUUUUUACCAACUUGGCACUUGGGUGGCUGUGCAUGUGUGUGUAGUCGGCGGGCUUGCUAAAUUUACGCAAAAAACCACAACAAUAAUGUGUAAAAAUAGUUUACGAUUGCAAUUGCGUGUGCGUGUGUAUGGGCGUGCAUGUGUGUGUGCGUAGUAGGUUGAGUCAGUGUGUGUGCAAUUUUUUCCGGCAGGCAAAAAUCUCUCCAUUUGCAACACUGAAAAAUCGAUAAAACUGCAGCAAGACUUUUUCGGUGUAGAUUUCACUAGCCAAAAAUAAAAAAAUAUAAUAAAAGCUGCAAAAAUAUGUCCUAAUCGUUUCCACUUUUCUCUUUUUCUCACUCAACAGCUUUUGUAACUAAAACUCCGUUUUGACAUCACUUUCAUCAUAAUCUGAACAAAAAUAAUAAUAAUAUAAAAAUACAACAACAAAUAUGAUAUAAAAAUAAAAAAACCAUCGAAAACGAAUCAAAAAAUAAUACAUACAAAUAUAAAUCGCAAAUAAUUGAAAGUUACAGCAGAAAUACAUAAAAAAAAUCUACAACAACAUAGCUCAAAAGGAAAAACUCAAAGAAAAAACUUUUUAAGUUUUUUGGACUCUUCUUUGUUUUUGUUUCGUUUGCUUUGCAAAGAAAAACAUACAAAACAGAAAAAAAACGAGAAUUUUUACGCCGCCCGUCGGUGUGAGCGAGACAGACAGAGACAGAGAGAGGGAGAUAAAGCGACUGCGCAAAUAAAAAAAAGAAAACAAAACAACAAACAACAUAAAAAACAAGCCAAGCUUGAAACGAAGACUUUCAAAUAAAACAACAACAAAACCAACAACAAACCAAACAAAUUGAAACGCUGUGAAAUUAACUCGUCAAUACUCAAAAGCACCAACAAAUAAAUAAUAAAAAGAAAAGCCAAAACAAAAUAAAAGGCAACCCACGAAGGAGCAAGUAAAGCGGAGUUUAACAAGAAAACGGCAAAAGCACUGAAAACAAAAAAAAACAACGGGAAACAAAACUAACGUGAAAUAAAAGGCAACGGCGCUGCGGCGUUCGGACUCUCGAAUAAAGCAAAAAACAAUUCAAGUAAAACCGCAAAAAAUACACUUGGAAAAACGCUAAAUAAAUCCCAAAAUUCCUCAUUAUUUUUCCUGAAAAGCUUUAAUUUAAUUACGAAUUUUUUGUUGUUAAGUCAGAGUGAAUUCAAUUUGCUAAUUAAUUUUAAGCUACAAAAGCAGCAACAACAACAACAAACAAACAACAACCAACAAACAACUGAAUUAAUGUUUUAAAGUACAAAAUAACCGGGAGUAAAUCAACAACAAAUAAUUUAAACAUAUUAAAAACGAUUUAAUUUAAAACGCAACAUCAAUCUAAAUUAUUUAACUAAACAUAAAAAAACACUGCUAGAAUUUAAGUCUAUAACUGAUAAAGGCCCAAAAGGGCGAAAAAGAAGUGAGAGACAGAGCGAUAAACGGAGGAAGAAGCAAGGAGAGCUGAAUAAAACCGAUUAAGCAACAAUUGUGCCGCAAAAAAGUGUGAAUAAAAAAAUAUAUACUAAAAAAAUAACGGUAACAAUAAAGAAAACAUUUAAAACCAAAAAUCUACAAGAAUUCUAUAAGUUUUAAGUCACGUUUUACACAGACCUACAACAACAACACCAGCAAUUUAACUUAGCCAAUAAAUUUAAUUACAAAAAAAAAACAAUUAAUAAGUGAAAAGAAAAAAUAAACGGAUUAAGAAAAUAUAUAUAGAGAACGCAUAACAAAUUCAAAACUGCGGCCUUGUGCCAAAACAACAGUUUUUAUUUUUUCCAAUAAAGCAUUGUUUUUUACUAGUUUUCAAUUUAGUUUUUUUUAUAAGUGUACCUAGUGAGAAAUGUUAAAAGUCUAAAACAGCAAAAGCAACUGCAACAAACGGAUGUAAAACGGAGAAAAGAAAAACAAAACAAAUUCAAAGAAAGAUUUAACAACUCUGUGAUAAUUACUGUAAAUUUAUAAAUUUAAAUUAACAAAAAAGGAAAAACGCAAAGAAAAACCACAAAAAAAAUCUCUAAUGAAAUGAAAGGAAAACCCCGUAAUUUUUAACAAUAGGCGAAGAAGGAGCGAAAGAGGGAGCAGAAAGCAGAAAAACAUCUUAAACCAACAACAACUUUACACUUAAGAGCAAAUGCAAAUGAAAAGAUAAAAAACAUUGAAACAAAUUCGUGAUAUCUUAAAGGACUUCGAUACAUAUAUACUAUAGUAUAUUAUAUAUUAUAUUAUAUAAACUAUUAAACUAAGCUUAAAUCUAGUGAGCGUCAACCGAGAAAACAAAAAAAAAAAAAAACAAAACAAAGGAAUAAGUGAAUAAAUAACAAAACCAACCAACACAAAGCAAAAAUAAAAACCGUAGGUUAUGAAAAGACUUCAAAACGCAUUCAAAAUAUAUAUAUAUUUAAACAAAACAAAAUAAAUCGUAGACUUAAAGUUCAACAUAGUAAAUGAGCGAGGAUAACUUUACAUAACGGGUGUCCUAUAUCUAUUAUAUACAUAUAUAAAAACAAAAACAACAAAAAACCUUAAAACUCAUAAUUUUUGCUUAGUGAAUAGUAAAUGAAACAGCAAUAAAACAGCAACAAAAACAAAAAAGAAAAACAAAUUAUACAAAUCGUGCAACCGAAAAGUAAUAGCAACGUACAGCGAAACAAAAUAGGAAAUCGACACAGAAAGGAAGUAAGAGAGAGAGAGAGAUAGAGCGAGGAACCGGAAACGGAAGUCCCGAGAAGAGCAAGAAGGAGAUUAAAACCUCGUCCCCCAAAAAUCAUCGUUGUACUAAAGGUAUUCGAAAGUAAAUAAAAAAAAUCACUACUACUUCCUAUAAACCACAACGAUUGCCUACAAAAUAUAUAUUAUAUAUAUGUAUACUAAAUAGAAAACAAUAUAAUCAAGCAAAUCACACAAAAUAUUCAAAUAUCAAACAAAGCUAAUCUAACCCAAAAGUAAAAAGUAUUCCCAGUGUAUUUUUCUAGUAAAACUAAAGUAAAAAUAUAAAAAAAAAAACUCAACCAAAAUCAUUUCAAACAAAAUGCAAUAAUUCAAUAAUAAUUCAAAACUCGAAAAAAAUAAAAAAACAAAAAACACCAACGGCAGCAGCUGGUAUGCAUUUUCAUCGUGAAACCACAAUAUUUUGAAUACACAAAACAAGCAAAAAAAAAUAUUUAAAGAACAACAACUUUAGAAAAGGAAAAACAACCUACAACAGACCCAGGAAGGAACUUCAAACUACCAAAACAAACCAACAACGUUACAAUAUUUGUCGGCAUUUUUUACAAGAAAUAAAAACACAAAACCACAAGGAACACAAAAAACAAACAAACCAACAACAGCAAAGGAAAGCUAAGUAAAACCACAUUUUUUGCGGGGCAUGCCCUCAAAAAAAGACAAAAAUUUUUAUUAACUUCGAAGACAAGGAAUUUCAGUGCCUCUUGUGCCAGUGUUUAGCCAAAAUAUAUAUACACAAAAAACAAAACAACCAACAAAUAAAAAACAAAUACGUAUUUAUUGCUUAGUUUUUUCUCUUUGAUAUAAAACUACACAAAAAAAACUUAAAAAAAAAAAAAAACAACAUAAAAACAAAAUUCAACUAAAGUGAGAUAAACAAAUCUGUUUUCGGUCAUUCUUCGCGCUUUCUUCAACUUUAACUCUCGUUCCAAUCGUUCUCGUCAUUCGCAUCCAUUAUCGGUUGAUCGGAUAAAACCACCGACUGCCCAAUAACUCCUAUAACAUCGUAAUCGCAAUCACCAUCUGCAACAACCAGAACCAGUCUCCAAUUUGCUAGUCCUUAUCAGCAUUUCUCUUUGUUUGUUAAUAUCCAAUCAAAUCAAAUCAAAUAAAUCAAUCAAACAUGAAUACCCAAUCGAAGGUGUACCGCAUCGGCGAAGAAAUCUAUGACAACUUGCCAGGCGAUAGUUAUUUCAACAUGAAUGCCAUUCGCAACCUGGGAAUCCCAACCACGUUUCCGACCAUUGGAACCUUUACGCUUGACUCUACUACAUUGGGACUGCAGCCGCAAGGUCAGGGACCGUCGCCCCAGCAGCAGCAGCAUCAACAACAGCAGCAGCAGCAACAUCAGCAGCAGCAGAAUAUGCAUCACCAUCAACAUCAGCAGCAACAUAUGCAACAACAGCAGCAGCAGCAACAACAUCAGCAGCAACAUCAACAGCAGCAGCAACAUCAACAGCAGCAGCAGCAACAUCAACAGCAGCAGCAACAUCAGCAGCAGCAGCAACAACAGCAUCCGACUAUUGGAAUGUUUGAUGCCAACGAGGUAAACGAUGUCAUCCAGAACCCUCCCCAAAUCGGGGUGUUCCAGUCUAACAGCGUUCUGACCAACGGAGCUGGCAGUGGCUCGUCCAUUUUUGGCUCGCAGUCGAGCAAUUCAUCGGCCGCUGCUGCAGAUCCCAGCCAGACCACCCGGGAGACUGGCAUCAUUGAAAAGUUGCUGCACUCAUAUGGAUUCAUUCAGUGCUGUGAGAGGCAGGCGCGUCUCUUCUUUCAUUUCUCGCAAUUCAGCGGUAAUAUUGAUCAUUUGAAAAUCGGAGAUCCCGUGGAGUUUGAGAUGACCUAUGAUCGCCGCACCGGCAAGCCGAUAGCUAGUCAAGUAUCUAAAAUAGCCCCAGAGGUUGUUCUCUCCGAGGAGCGGGUCACCGGUACGGUGACCACCGAGCUGCGCACAGAUAGCGCCAACAAUGUGCUCAACUCCAGCGAGACCACAGGUCGCAUAAGCUAUGAGAACCGAGGCGAAUGCUUCUUUUUACCCUAUACCAAAGACGAUGUGGAAGGUAAUGUCAACUUGCGCGCUGGCGACAAGGUCAGCUUCCAAAUCGCAACGAACCAAAGAGGUAAUCUAGGCGCUUGCCAUAUUCGCCUGGAAAAUCCGGCCCAGCCGGUUAAGUAUCGUGGGGUUGUUUGCUCGAUGAAGGAAUCGUUUGGCUUUAUCGAACGUGCCGAUGUGGUGAAGGAGAUUUUCUUCCACUUCUCGGAGGCGGAGGGCAAUGUGGAGCUGCGUCCCGGUGACGAUGUCGAGUUCACCAUCCAGACGCGGAGCGGCCGUGAAUUUGCGUGCAACAUCACGCGCCUAGCUCCGGGAUCAGUGAUCUUCGAGGACGUGGACAGCACGGUGUAUAAGGGCCAGGUGCUUAAGUCGCUUGAUCGCAAUAACCCGGUGCGCCAGAACAACGAUCCCUUGCCCGGCCGCAUCCGUUAUAGGGCAUUGGAUUACUCCGAGGUGGAGGUUCCGUUCGGUGACAAGGAUCAAAAGGGUGACUUCACCCUGCGCCACGGCGAUUGGGUGCAGUUCCUUCUUGCCACGGAUCGGCGUGAUCAAUUGCAGCGGGCCACCUCGAUUGCUCUGUUGGACGAGACCUUCAAGGUAUCCGGCGAAAAGCGCGAGCAGGGCACCAUCGCCUCUCUCAAGGAGGGCUUCGGCUUCCUGCGCUGCGUGGAGCGUCAGGCCCGUUUAUUUUUCCACUUUACUGAAGUUUUAGAUACGAGCCGUGAAAUCGAUAUCAACGAUGAGGUAGAAUUCACUGUCAUUCAGGAGCCUGGAUUGGCCUAUAAUAACUCGCGUUUGCAGGCCAUACGCAUUAAACACUUGCCGCCCAACUCAGUGCAAUUUGAAACUCUAGUGGCCAGCAACAUAGAGGGAUGUGUAACUCGCGAGGCGCCCAAGAGCCCUAUUAAAUCUCAAGAUCGCGUCGAGGGCGGUGUGAUUACCUACGAGCAUGCCGAUGUUAAAAAGACUAUAAUGUAUUUUCUUAAAGACUGCGAAAAACCACCAAGGAUUGGGGAGCGCGUACGCUUCGAUAUUUACAUGGUCAAACGUAACAAGGAGUGUAUAGCCGUCAACGUACAGCAAGUAUCACUGCAUCAGCAGCAACAACAGCAGCAACAGCAGUUGCAUCUUAAUCAAUCGAAUGCUGGGGCAAAUAUCAACCAAAACGACCAGCUGGGAGGAUUGUCGAAUGGAAUCAGUAGCAGCAGCUCAAAUGCUUCGCUACAGAAUGGCUAUGUCAUGCACGGCAGCCCUGGUGGCAGCACCAGCAGCGUCGGCAGCAACAAUCCAGCUCAUCUGGAUGAGUUUAAGAUGGAGAACAACAACCAUGCCGGAUCCGAUGCCGGUCAGGUGUACCGUGGCUUCAUAGCCGUUAUGAAGGAGAAUUUUGGAUUCAUCGAGACUUUGUCCCACGACGAGGAGGUCUUCUUUCACUUUAGCAAUUAUAUGGGCAAUCCUAAUUGGUUGGAGCUGGGUCAGGAGGUGGAGUACACUCUCGCUCGGAACGGAAAUACCUCCGUUUCUGGAAACUGCCUGCCGGCGGAAAAUGUCCGUAUGCUGCCAAAGAACUCCAUUCCCCAGCCGGCUGUGCUGGAGACCACACACAAUGGCGUUGUUGCUCGUCCACUGCGCUGCAUCAAUCCCGACCAGCAGGAAUAUGCCGGUCUCAUUGAAAUCCUCGAUGAGCUACGUACCACUGUCAUUUCGCAACACGAAUUCGGGAUCACUAGUCUGGUGAAUAAGAGGGAUCUGCUCCAGAAGGGCGAUCUCGUCAGCUUCCGCAUCGAUGAGAGUGGUCGAGCAGCAAACGUAAAUGCCGUAAGGCAGAAGAAACGUGCCACUGUGGACUCCAUCAAGGGUCAGUUUGGUUUUCUCAACUUUGAGGUGGAGGACGGCAAAAAGCUGUUCUUCCACAUGUCUGAGGUGCAGGGCAGUACUGUCGCAUUACAUCCAGGCGACACCGUGGAGUUUUCCGUGGUCACCAAUCAGCGCAAUGGAAAGUCUUCGGCUUGCAAUGUUCUGAAAAUAAACGAUCGUCCGGAUCGUCUGAUCUCGCGCCUUAAGCUCAACGGCGAUGACACUGUGCCGCGCCUAAUCCUCAUUCGCGCACCCAAGGGACCGCAGGGCAAAGGCUUUUCCGUUCUAGCUCGUCAUCCACGCAUUCCAGGCAACUUGGUGGAGUAGAUGGCUGAAGAUGUUGUUUAAGCAAGCCAGGAUAUUAGAUGCACAUCAAAGACAAUUACCUACAGCUAUAUAUAUUCUUGUACGCAAGCCAUAACCGAGCAGGCUACCAAUCAACAAACUAACAGCAACGUGAACUUGUCGCCCUUACCAUAUACACAAACAUUUAUAACGAAUAUAAUCCCUAGUACCAAGCAAACACUAUUGGAAACGAUUGUAAUUCAUAAUAAUGGAUAGCAAAGGCAUACAUUUAAUAUUUACGAAACUACUUAACGGCAACUCAACCAGAGAGCUCUUCGUGUCUGAAAUCGAAACUUAUUUGUAAUAUUACCAACUAACCCCUCCACCAUUGUAACGCUUUGUUUUUAACUAGACGCAACGGUGAACCGAGUUGUGGCCAGUUUGAAAACAAAAUGAAAUUGAAAUCCAAGUGUCUGAGAGAUAAAACCAAAACGUUUGUAUACGUAUACUAUUUUCUACUAGUUUGCUUUAAUUUUAACUAAUUAAAUAACCAAUGCGAUAAGUGAGAACAAGGAAACAAGCAACAUAAUCUAUGAAGUAUUUAUUCUAGAAUGGCAACGAACUCCUUGCAUAAUUGCGUUAAAAAUUGUAUAAAUGCAACACUCUAUUAACAUUUAUCUAUGGCUGGCAUAGUUCCUGCUUCUACUGUAUCUUGAUCUACUCGUAUUCUUUGGUACUUCUCGAAAAAAUGUUCUUUCACUGCUUUCAAUCUUACUGUUAACGAUUUAUAUUUAUUGAACAAUUGUUGUACUACGACUGCAAGUUAUGUAGAACAACAGUCGCAGCAGCGGCAGCAAACAAAAAAUCAAUCAAUGGAGUGAAGCAUGAAGAAAGUAUUUAUAUCUACAAGUACAUAUAUAUUUUACAUAUUCAUUAACGUAAACAUACCUAAUAUUAAUGUUAUUAUUUCCCAUGAUUUGAUCUUCGCUUGUAUAAACACGUCAAGAUGUUUUGCCAAUUUCUUUAGUUGCAUUCAGACAGUUGCAUUAACUUAUUACAUAACAUAUUAUACAAAAACAUACAUGCUACAUCGUAAAUAUUUAUUUAAAGCAACAACAAAUCGCAUUACGAAAACUCACAAAAAAAAAAUAUCCAGGAGAGAAGAAAAUUACGAAAAGUUUUGUGUAACGAUGAAGAGCAAAUUUAAUUUGCUGCGCCAAAUCUGUUGAAACCAUUUAAUGAAGAUUAUAAAAAUAAUUUUUAAAAAAUCUAAAUAUACGAAGAAAAAAAUCUACAAAAAACAAAAAUAAACAAAAAAAAAACAAACUUUAUGAGCGUGUCGUGUGUCGGUAACAAAGAGCAAAUAUUGUGAAAAUUAUGAAUUUCAAUUACUAAAGAAACAAAAACUAAAUGUAACAACAAGGAAACACAAAAGAAAAACACAUUUAACAAGCUAACAACAAAUUUGGGAUCAGUACGUCCUAUUAUAGCCAUGUUAUAUACAUACAACUAAAAACCGAGAGAACACAAACAACCAGAACUUACACUAAGCAGCAACACUGACACUCACAGACAAGAACCAGAACAAAGAGCAUGAAAACAUAGUAACUUUAAUAUUGUAUAAGGAUUAUACAUCAGCGUACAUAUAGCGCUAUAUGCGGGAUACCAAUCCACACGGAUACAUCCUGCCGGGCGGGUGGGGUAAUCGAGGUUGACGACACGAGAUGAUCGACAGACAUGCCAAACGCCAUCGCCAUCGUAGCCCA
This is a messenger RNA of Drosophila yakuba, 8932 nucleotides long. It is a transcript of the gene Unr, whose product is annotated as cold shock domain-containing protein E1. Gene Ontology annotation, molecular function: nucleic acid binding. Lineage: Eukaryota; Metazoa; Arthropoda; Insecta; Diptera; Drosophilidae. The transcript has 10 exons. The record is from RefSeq and is a predicted model, not a curated record. Bases 4095 to 7208 code for a protein of 1037 amino acids.